Molecule: messenger RNA, 2320 nt
Organism: Ostreococcus tauri
Lineage: Eukaryota; Viridiplantae; Chlorophyta; Mamiellophyceae; Mamiellales; Bathycoccaceae
Product: UTP--glucose-1-phosphate uridylyltransferase
Exons: 1
Biological process (GO): UDP-N-acetylglucosamine biosynthetic process
Molecular function (GO): UDP-N-acetylglucosamine diphosphorylase activity
Source: RefSeq, a predicted model, not a curated record
GGAUCGCGACGUGGCGAACGAUGGAGGGUUCGAGAGCGAUGAUCGCUCGCGGGUGGUGGCGCUGAAGGAGGCGCUGGAGGAGGUGCGAGAGACGAGGGACGCGCUGUUGGCGAUUCGCGCGGACGGCGGGUCGAGCGCCGAGGCGAUCGCGGAGGCGAAGGCGGCGGUGAUCGAACGAACGCCGAGCGUGCGACGAUGGAUCGCGGGGGGGAGUGCGAUGGCGAAGAUGAGCGAAAGGAUGGAGGCGAGGGAUCGGUUUUUGAUUCACGCGUGCGUCGCGUGCGGGCAGGCGCACCUGUUCGGGGACGAAGACGCCGAGGACGCCAAAGACGACGUCGAGGGGCGCGUUCGCGAGCUCGUGCGCGUCCUGAGUAAGGUUGAGACGUUUUAUGACAUGCUUGGAGGUUUGGUCGGGUAUCAGUGCACCGCCAUGGAGCUGGCUCUGGAAUCGCUCACGGGCGAGCCCGCGCGCAUGCACAGCGCUGAGGAGUGUCAAGGCGAGGAUUGUAACGCCGUGGGUGGGGAUGUGAACUUGCUCGUGCCUCCUGGGGUGGAUUUGCGCGCGCACGACGGCGCGUUCGCAGCCACCGCCGCGCGUUGGGGCGUGGAGGAGCUUCCAAACAUGGCUGAGAUUUAUCCGCUCGGAGGCGCGGGCGACCGCCUCGGUUUGAAGGACGCAGAGACCGGGGAGAGUUUGCCCGCGGCACUGUUGCCUUACAACGGUAGACCGCUCAUCGAAGCGCUCAUUCGUGACCUCACCGCCAGGGAGUGGCUAUAUUACAAGCUCACCGGGGAACACCACAGGACGCCCGUGGCGGUGAUGACGAGCGCGGCGAAACGGAAUCACGCGCGCAUACUGUCUUUGCUCGAGGAUAACAAUUGGUUCGGUCGGGGCGAAGAUAACUACAAGCUGUUCGAGCAACCGCUCGUUCCAGUCGUGAGUGUCGAUCGCGGUCUUUGGGUUCGAGAGGAUUUCUGCGAGAUGUCUCUCAAACCUGGCGGGCACGGCGCCAUCUGGAAGCUCAUGCACGACGAAGGCGUCUUUGAUUGGCUCGAGGCGAGGCAGAGGCGAGGCGCCAUCGUGCGUCAGAUCUCCAAUCCCAUGGCGGGUACCGACACGACGCUCUUGUCGCUCUCGGGCGUCGGCGUCAAGGGCGACAAAGCCCUCGGCUUUGCGAGCUGCGAGCGUCACGUGGGCGCCGCAGAGGGUGUGAACGUGCUCGUCGAAAAGAGAGAGCUCUCGGGCGAGUACGCGUACGGCGUAUCGAACAUCGAGUACACCGACAUGACGCGACUCGGCGUCCAAGAUGUUUCUAGCGAUUCGCAAAGCGCGGAGAGCGCAUAUCCGGCCAAUACCAACGUCCUCUUUGUCGGUUUGAAGCACAUCCGGGAAACGCUCGUGAGCUCGUCCAGGGCGGCUUUCCCGGGCAUGUUGAUAAAUCUCACCAAACCAGUGAUGGAAAACGGAACGAAGGGUGGAAGAUUGGAGUGUUCGAUGCAAAACAUCGCAGAUGCGCUGAUGCGUCGCUCGAAAAAUCGUCUCGGACCUGCGGACUUUGAGAAUUUGCCGACGUUUGUGUUGUACACGCUUCGGCGUCGCGUCACGAGUAGCGCGAAGAAGAAAAGACCACCUGAGUCUAGAAAUCUCGCGCAAACUCCAGACGGAUCGUUCUUGGAUUUGCUUCGCAAUGCUAGCGAUUUGCUGAAGCGGUGCAACGUGUCUCAUCCCUCCCCGGAUAGCCAACCGCUCGAGGAGUAUUUGGAGAGAGGACCAGAUUUCAUAUUCAGCGCCAGUCCGAGCAUCGGUCCGCUUUGGGACGUCGUUGAUCAGAAGAUCCAGGGUGGCGUGAUAGAGAAAGGAUCCGAGGUUCGUCUCGAGAUCGCAGAGAUCGAGUGGAGAGACGUCUCGGUGCGAGGAUCGUUGUUCGUCGAGGCGGCGUCGCCGCUCGGUCCGGCGCGCGACGGAACCGUGUAUUUUGAUGAAGGCGCAUGUGGACGAUGUCGCCUUCGCAACGUUCGAGUCUCCAACGACGGCAUCGAUCGGAACGAAAACUCGAACGUUUAUUGGAGUAACUUUAUCGCUAGAACAGAACGUUGUUCGAUUUUUCUCGAGGGUAGCGGCGAGCUCGACGCUCUAGACGUCACGCUCGCGGGGGACGUGCGCUACGUCGUGCCGGACGGAAAGCGACUGACGCUGCGACCCGACGGCGCGGGUGGUGUUCAAGAAACGUGGGACGACAUCGUCUCACCGUCUUGGCGUUGGUCUUACGCGUUUGGCGACGACGACCGCAUCGACGUCGUCCUCGAAGAAAAGAGUUGA